AUGAUCGUCAGGGCGCUAUUUAUAGCGUUAUGCUGCGUGUGGGUGUCAGCACUAUCGCCGCUGGCUGUGGGUGGAGACGACAAUGACUGCGCGCUGUAUCUCACCGGACCCGGUCGCAGCUCUGCAUACGAUUACAGCAUCAAUCUGCUCAAAGGAAACUUCGGUUAUGAUGGACAGCACACAUGUAUUACAUACGAAGCAAUUAACCAGGCCUAUCUCGAAGCAAGAAAUAGAAUUCUUGUCGCCCGGCCAAAGGGUGAUUGGAAACCUGAAGACUAUGCGAGCGUUGGUGAACUCGUCCUCGACAUUUCAAUAAAUCUGGCACGCAGAUAUGGUCUCUCUUACGAAGAGAUUGAGAAAGGACUGCCUCUCAUCGAUACUUCCCGAACACUUAUCAGAGAGGUUUGCCCUCCUGUGUUCUCGCACGUGGAAUGCCGAGCUGGUAAAUACAGAAGAUUCGACGGACUCUGCAAUAACCUUAAGCAUCCUACUUGGGGUUCCACGAAUUCGCCUUUCCAGAGGUUAAUUGGUCCCCUGUUCUCUGAUGGCAUUAACGCUCCUCGUAUUUCACACACUGGUCAUGAUUUGCCGCUAUCGCGUGUGGUGUCCCGCACCAUGCAUCCGGACGACGGUUUCCACGACCACGCGGGCACCGUAAUGGUCAUAGCCUGGGGACAGUUCAUGGACCACGAUUAUACACUAACCGGAACUCCAUUAGACCCGCUGAAUCGUAACGACCCAGAAGAGUGCUGUAAACGUCCCUCGCAUUUAAAGCAUCCUUACUGUAACGAGAUUCGCAUACCCGAAGAUGACUACUUUUAUCGUCUUUUCGGCGUGAAAUGCAUAGACUUUGUGAGGGCAUUCCCUUCGCCUAGACCAGGCUGCAGACUGGGAUCCAGAACGCCUUUCAACACAUUAACCGGAGUCAUUGACGGUAAUACUGUAUACGGUAUAACAGAAAAAUUCUCAAGAAAAUUACGAACCGGCUUCGGAGGAUUGCUACGAAUGAAUCCUGUGUUCCAAGAGUAUGGUCUCAAGGACCUGUUGCCGCUAAAACUAGACAUCCCCGAUGAAGGAUGCACAAGACCAAACAAGAACAUGUACUGUUUUGAAGCAGGCGAAAUCCGUGUAAACGAGCAGCUGGUUUUGACUGUGAUGCACACGCUGAUGGCGCGUGAACACAAUAGGAUCGCCAAAGCCCUGGCUGAAGUCAACCCUCAUUGGGACGACGAAACUUUGUUCCAAGAGACGAGAAGGAUCAACAUCGCGGAAAUACAACAUAUAACUUACAACGAAUUCUUGCCUAUUCUGCUCGGUAAAGACGUCAUGGAGAAAUUUGGCUUGGUGCUUGAAAAGGAUGGUUACUGGGACGGCUACGACCCAGAAGUGAAUCCCGACGUAAUAGACUCGUUCGCGGCCGCCGCGUUCCGCUUCGGUCACUCGCUGUUGCCAACCGCCGUCGAGAGAUGGUCGAAGGCCCACAAAUUUAUCGCUUCAAAACGACUAUCGGACCUGAUCCGUCGACCAUACGACCUGUACCGGGCUGGAGUGCUGGACGAAUACGUCAUGGGGUUAAUGAACCAAGUGGCGCAGGCCAUGGACGACUCCAUCACUCAGGAGGUCACGAAUCAUCUCUUCAAGAAAGUCGGUGCCCGUUUCGGAAUGGACCUGGUCUCGUUUAACAUGCAAAGAGGUCGCGAAUUCGGUUUGCCCGGCUACAUGGAGUUCAGGAAGUUCUGCGGUCUCCCCGGAGCGGAAACCUUCCAGGAGCUGUUCGGUUCCAUGACCAAUCACACCGUAAGGAAAUACGAAACGAUCUUCGAACACCCUAUCGACGUCGAUCUCUGGUCCGGUGGUGUAUCAGAAAGACCUCUACCGGGUUCGAUGUUGGGACCGACAUUCGCUUGCAUUAUCGCAACGCAAUUCUCGUAUUCGAGACGCGGUGACAGAUUCUGGUUCGAACUCCCAAACCAGCCUUCAUCGUUCACGCCGGAACAACUAGCCGAGAUAAGGAAGGCGCGACUCGCCCGCGUCAUCUGCGACAACACCGACAUCAUCGAUACCGUGCAGCUCUACCCAAUGGUGUUGCCCGAUCAUGAACUGAACCCGCGUGUGGCUUGCCGCAGCGGUAUUUUACCAAGCAUGGACUUCAGCAAAUGGGCGGAGCCCGUUCCCUUCCACGGAACAGCGAAACAGUUCGUGAGUAGCUUCUCGUACGACCCAUUCUUAGGGAAGAAGUAA
This is a messenger RNA of Bombyx mandarina (wild silkworm), 2241 nucleotides long. RefSeq names its product peroxidase homolog (gene cysu). Lineage: Eukaryota; Metazoa; Arthropoda; Insecta; Lepidoptera; Bombycidae. The record is from RefSeq and is a predicted model, not a curated record.